AUGGCGUCUAUGGAUGCCUUCGGAUCGUCCUUUGAGCCCAGCCGGAGUCCCAAAGGGUGCGCUGCUCACACGCUCAAUCCCGUCGCGGAGACUGCCGGCUGGCCGGCGGUCAUCUCAGUCCCUGAAAAUGGUACUGCAGCAGCACCAGCCAGACCCGGUCCCCCUCUGGCCGGCCUCUGGACGGCUGUCUUCGACUACGAUGCGGGCGCAGAGGAUGAGCUCAGCCUGCGGAAAGGAGACCUGGUAGAGGUCCUGUCGAAAGACUCGCUCGUCUCCGGAGAUGAGGGCUGGUGGACGGGCAUGAUUGAGGACCGUGUCGGUGUUUUCCCCUGUAAUUAUGUGAGCACCAGCAAUGGCAUCUCAGAGAAACUCCGGGACGCGACCUCCGAGGAUUACACACAGUGCCCCGUGCCACCACUUCACGUGCUGGAGGUCGAGUUCUCCGAGCUCACCCUGGAGGAGAUCAUCGGGGUGGGCGGUUUCGGCAAGGUCUACCGGGCGCUGUGGCGCGGCAUGGAGGUGGCGGUGAAGGCGGCGCGCCGCGACCCGGACGAGGACGCGGCGCAGACGCUGGAGAGCGUGCGGCAGGAGGCCAAGCUCUUCGCCAUGCUGCGCCACACCAACAUCAUGUCGCUGCUUGGCGUCUGCCUGACGGAGCCCAACCUGUGCCUGGUGAUGGAGUUCGCCCGCGGUGGGCCGCUCAACCGCGCCCUGGCCGGGAAGCGCAUCCCGCCGCACACGCUGGUGGACUGGGCCGUGCAGGUGGCCCGCGCCAUGCUCUACCUGCACUGUCAGGCCCUGGUGCCCAUCAUACACAGAGACCUCAAGUCCAGCAACAUCCUGAUCCUGGAGAGGGUAGAGAACGAGGACCUGACCAACAAGACGCUGAAGAUCACCGACUUCGGCCUGGCACGCGAGUGGCACCGCACCACCAAGAUGAGUGCGGCGGGCACCUACGCCUGGAUGGCCCCCGAGGUCAUCCGCUCCUCCACCUUCUCCAAGGGCAGCGACAUCUGGAGUUAUGGCGUGUUGCUAUGGGAACUGUUGACAGGCGAGGUGCCGUUCCGAGGCAUUGACGGUCUGGCCGUGGCGUAUGGAGUGGCCAUGAACAAGCUGGCUCUGCCCAUCCCUUCCACCUGCCCCGAGCCCUUCGCCCGCCUCUUAGAGGACUGCUGGAACCCUGACCCCCACUUACGGCCCACCUUCACCACCAUCCUGGACCAGCUGACGGCCAUCGGGGAGUCUGGCUUCUUCGAGAUGCCGGUCGACUCCUUCCACUCGCUGCAGGACGACUGGAAGCUGGAGAUCCAGGAGAUGUUCGAUCAGCUCAGAGCCAAAGAGAAGGAGCUGCGCUCAUGGGAGGAGGAGCUGAGCCGGGCUGCGCUGCAGCAGAAGUGCCAGGAGGAGGCGCUCAGGAGGCGCGAGCAGGAGCUGGCCGAGCGUGAGAUUCACAUCCUGGAGCGCGAGCUCAACGUCAUCAUCAGCCAGCUGUACCAGGAGCGCCCGCGCGUCGAGCAGCGUCAGGGAAAGUUCCGCUGCAGCCGCCUCAAGCUGCGUGACGGCAACCGCAUCAGCCUGCCCUCAGAUUUCCAGCAUAAGAUCACAGUUCAGGCCUCUCCCACUCUGGAUCGGAGGCGGAGCAUUUUGGGCAGCAACUCCACCCCCCCAACCAGCCCUCCCAUCCUGCCUCGUCUGCGAGCCAUACAAUUGACCCCAGGCGACGGCAGUAAGGUGUGGGGCCGCAACGCUGCGUUCCAGCAGGAUGAGGAUGAGGACAGAAAGAGCUCCCGUAAAAAAGGACGCACACGUGGCCCCGUACCCCAGCGGGAGCACAGCGCUGACGAGAGCACAAAGACCCCUAAGGAAAUAGGUGGGAGCAGACAGAGGUCAUGUAGUGCCCCAAACCUGCGCCGCUCUCCCCGUCACAGCCCAGCAGUGCCUGGGGUGCCCAGCCUGGCAGAGACAGAAAACGAAGAUUCCUGCUUCCCCUCUGACUCCCCGGGGGGCGGAGCCUCCCCCAGCCAAUCUUACCUCUGCAUCCCCUUCCACCGGGAGGGCACUGCGGUCGCCGACGGCUACGGUGCUGGUGCCGGUGCCGGUGCUGGGACGGAACUAGGGGUGUGCAGCCCCGCGCGGGAGGGGGGUGGUUGCUCGGGCUCGUCCACCCGCCACCACAGCCCCGGUGUGGGCCGCCGCUCUGACCUAAUGCUGCUGGGCUGUGGGGCCAUCCUGGCCGCCGUGGGCCUCGGCUUCAACCUGCUGGAUCUGGGCUCCACACCCAGUGCCGGUCCUUCACAGACCCCUGUGGAGAGUAGUGGGAGUGGGGGAGGCAAAACUCGCUGGGAGGGUCUUUUCCACCGCGGAGGUGGCGGAGGCCAGAGGCGCAGUACGAGUCCUCCGACGCGCAAGCUCUUCAAACGGGGGAGCCCCCUGCGUGCUGCUCCUCCUCCUCCUCCUCCUCCUCCUCCCCCACCUCCUCCUCUGGCGGCCAUCCCUCCAUCGCUCACGCUUCUCUCCAUCUCGUCUGUGUCCGACUGCAACUCCACACGUUCGCUCCUGCGCACCGACAGCGAGGAGCUGCUGGUCUACCGGCCCGCUACUCCUCCUCCUCCCCAACCACCACCUCCCCAGCCCCCAUUUGUACCCUCACCCCAAACCCGGCUGGUGUUCUCGCCCCGACCGGCCCUCACCAGCCCCCCUCCGCCCAACCCCCUGGUCAACACACACCUGGAGAGCUUCAAGAAGAACCCGCGCCAAUCGCUUACACCAACGCACGUGCCCGUCAGCGUCCAUGCCACUCGCGGGUUGCACCGGACCCCCUCCGACGGGGCCAUCAAGAAGAGAUGCCCCCCCUCCUCAUCUAACAACAACAAUGGCCACCACCUACAGCAUACAAAGGCUGAUAAUGCAGAAGUCAUGAAUCUGGUAUCUUUCUUUUCAUCUUCCCCCCAACACACACACACACAAACACACACUUUUGCAGUGUCUGGGGGACAGUGGUGUAUGAGAGAGGACAUCUCAGAGGUUCCACGGUUACCCGACCCAAACUUGGUCUUCCCUCCCACUCCUCGUCGCCGUUGCCAACCAGAGCGCCCCAAGACGCUGGACUUCCUGGUAAGGCCCCGCCCCUCUCCACGGAUUCGCAGUGAGGCGCCGCGGGGCGACUCCCCUGGUGGGCGGGGCCGGGGAGAAUCACCCAUUCACACCUCCAGCACAGAGACUCCACCCACGGUGGAGUUUGAAGGCGGUGCCGUCGUUCCUCCAACCCCUUGCUCCCCCUGGGUAAAUGACAGCCUGCUGGACCAACGAGAUGAGGUCCAGUGUCGGGAUGGAACCAUCCCACUGUGCAAACCUGAAUCCUCAUUGGCCAGAGACUCUCCCUACCGCGUACGACCAGGCUUCUGGUCAUAACUGUACCUACUAGUAACCCUAUAAGUACUUUUUAAGAAUUCCUAUGUAUCACAGAGCACGUCUAGACCUUUCUACUCCAGAAGAGGAGUAGAAAGAGAGAGCAAGAGGAAGAGAGAAUCACCACUUGAAUGCUACCCUCCACUGAAAGUAUUUCUAUGCCUUUCAAUCUGUUGGGACUGGUUGAACAAGGACUAGUUUUCUUUGUUUUGGUUGAUUACAGGCCAACACUGAGGCCGAGUAUAGUAAAGUUAGUGAGCACAGUAUAUUUGUCCUGAUUUCCCCUGUAGUACGAGCACUGCACUACUGGAUCCAGUUAGCACCACCUCAAUGAGGUCUGACGUAAUGCCACUUUAAAGGUGCAGUAUAAAGUUUGAAUUGUGUCUAAAACAAUAAUGUCUAUGAACAUAUACUGUGGCAACCAUGUAAAUAUGGAGCUCUAUUGAAGACAGUUGUCUCCAAAUAUUCCUGUGCAUUCUGUGCAUGUUGUGUAUGUAUUCUUCAGGUUUUGUCCUUGUUGAAGAUAUCCUAUCCCCUGAAACAAAAUCUAAGCUGAAGGACAACAUGGACAACUCCUGAAACAAUGAAGGAAUAGAACUCAUAAUUUGAAUGCACAUGAAUAUUUGGAAUGAUUAUCAAUUCAUUGUUUAUUCAGAAAUGUAGCAUUAUGGUCGGUCUAGAAUUUUUUUUAUUUUUGACAACACGAACUACACAUUGCACCUCUAAGGCUGUCGGGUCAGAGUUAUGCAACACAGGUGGGGACUCUUAUUCAGUUUUUUAGCCUGUGUCUGUAUGUGUGGGUGAUUUGAAAUUGAUUGAUUGAUUGAUUCAUUGAUUGAUUGAUCGAUCAAUUGAUUCAUUGAUUGAUUCAUUGAUUGGUUGAUUUGUUGUGUGAUUGUGUCAAGGUCGUUUCAAGUAGACAUCACUUGCUAUUGGUGUUGUCACACAAACACAUGCACACACAGCCUUCCAUGGGUAAGAUUACCCACCCUUGUCCUGUAACAAAGUUGCACCACACAUAUUGCAAAGCAUGCUCUAUUUUAGCAUUUGGAUGUGUUAAUAAUGCCAGUUACCUCAUGUCUGGUUAGGUAUGAACGUGUUACGUGCUAUUUAUGCCAAGUCCUCAAGCAGUGUGCCGGCAUUACGUCAUGCCUCAGUGAGCCAAGGCUUGCAUUUGUAUCUGCACCGUAUGCACAGCUGCACCGCUAGUGAUUGUUUCAGUGGUCCCAAAGGCUGUCUCCGAUUGGCUGCCAGCACGCAGAGGAAGUGAUGUCACUGUUGUUUUACAUGUUUACUUCAUGAUUGUGCAUCUUUUUUUUACCUGGACUACAAAAAAAAAAGUGCAUUUCUUUGUCAGCAUCAUGAAUGUAACAGGUUUCUUUUUUUAAACCAUGACAAGUUGCGUUUUGUAAAGCAUCUCGAUUCUGUUUUCUGAGGGCCUAGUUCCGAACCUGGCCCCAUGCUGAAUGUCAUCACACCUUUUUUCACCUUGUGUCAAAUGCACUCCGAUUCACCUCUGUGCGCCCGGUUACCAUUCUGUCUAUCUAACAAACACACACACACACACACACACACACACACACACACACACACACACACACACACACACACAGACCCUUGACGUGGGGAAACAGAUGUGUCUAACUGACACAGAGAUCCGACGUGAGAUGUCCUGAAGCCCCAGCGGAGCUGCGAGGCUGUCUGAAUGCUGUCUCGUCUGUCAGACACGCCGUCUGACAAAAUGCGCUCCCACUGUGCUCCCUGCGAUGCGCUCAGCUGCAACGCGUUGGCUGCUGCUGAAAACAAAAAACACACACCAGACACCGGGAACAACUCCCAAAGACUCUUGACCGACUCCCAACACACUGCUGCACUUGCCAGGCUGGACAGAGACUGUUUGGACAAACUGUGUGUGAGAGUGUGUGUGAACGCCCAGGCCGCAUGCAGUGUAGCUGCAGAUAAGUAGGAAACAAAACAGCCCAGGAGGCAUGAGACUUAUUGUUUGCAAACAUAUUUAUGUAUUUAUGUAUUUAUCUAUUUAAUAAUUUAUUCCUUCACUUCGUUUUUAUCUUAAUUUAUUUUUUUAUAUUUAUUGUUAUUCUUGCCUUCAUUAUUUUAUAAGCCACAAAGCCGACACAAAGAUGUUUACAUUUUUUGCGUUGAUAAUGGACUGCAGACAUAACAUUAUUUUGCUUCUCUGUGUUACUAAUUGGGAAGAUUCAAAGAAGAGGGUUUUGUCUGAAAAACAGACAGGGUCCCCAAAGACAUGCAAAACAAGGAGAAAAAAACAAAACGCCAUUCCUUUUGUACGGCAUGACGGAUGAACUGCUAAUAGUCUUUUUAAGUGAUUCCCUGAGAGGACUUUGACGGACCAUGCAAACGCUUCUGCCUUCCUGAACGAGCAAAUCUAGAUAAUGUGAAUACUUCAGUCAUGUGAAUCUUUGCGAUCUGUGGGUGCAAGCCAGCCUGGCGCUACACAAGAGAGAUCACCCACUGAUUGAUCGCCGUGAUUGGUUUCAUUGAUUUGACCUUGUAAGAGGGGUCAUGUAGGGGGCAGUGUUGUGAGGCGGAGGACUGUGUUUGUGGGUGGGACUGACAUGCUGUACUUGGACCUGUGUUUGCACCAGAGCACAUAGACUUGUUGAAAAUCAUAGUAAAAUACCUGAAACAA
Molecule: messenger RNA, 6079 nt
Organism: Clupea harengus (Atlantic herring)
Lineage: Eukaryota; Metazoa; Chordata; Actinopteri; Clupeiformes; Clupeidae
Gene: map3k9
Product: mitogen-activated protein kinase kinase kinase 9
Exons: 11
Coding region: 1-3411 (1136 amino acids)
Biological process (GO): protein phosphorylation
Molecular function (GO): JUN kinase kinase kinase activity; protein binding; ATP binding
Source: RefSeq, a predicted model, not a curated record